Messenger RNA from Manis pentadactyla (Chinese pangolin), 2888 nucleotides. It is a transcript of the gene SQLE, whose product is annotated as squalene epoxidase. Gene Ontology annotation, cellular component: membrane; endoplasmic reticulum. Gene Ontology annotation, molecular function: squalene monooxygenase activity; flavin adenine dinucleotide binding. The coding region runs from base 831 to 2555 and encodes 574 amino acids. The transcript has 11 exons. Gene Ontology annotation, biological process: sterol biosynthetic process; cholesterol metabolic process. The record is from RefSeq and is a predicted model, not a curated record. Lineage: Eukaryota; Metazoa; Chordata; Mammalia; Pholidota; Manidae.
GCGCCGGGGCUUGGGAUGUUGGCGAAUAGACCAUCGGGAGUCGCCGCCCUCUGAGGGAAGUUGUCUGGAGAUCGCCGUUCACCUGCGGGGAAACGGAAUCGCGGACUGGAAGGUUCGGGGGCUGGUGUAUCGGAGGCUGAUGUGGGGAGAUUUUCAACAGGGGUUGCCCUUCCCUGCUCCGGAGCCGCAGUGGUGAAGCCGAGGCCAUCUUUGGUGGGAGACGGCAGCUCGGAAUUUCCACCUGGGCCGCGUAGCCUGGCCGCCCGCGGGGUGGGUGGGCGCCGAGUCGUACUCCGCGCUUGCCAGCCCGGCCCGGGCAUCGCGGUCUCAGGAGGCGAGGCCACCUUUCUCGCAGCGCCAAGAUUUCUUUGAUUUUUUUUUUUUUAUCCCUCACUGUCUUCUGAAAGAGCACCUGCUGCUGGUGAGAGAGAAAGGUUUUUCAGCACUAGGAGUCAACAUCAAAAUUAAAAACAUCACCUGCAGUAACCCUCAGGAAAAACCCCUCCAGGAAACAAGAGAAAAGGAAAUAAAUAGAUUGACUGAAACAGGAGAGCCCGGUCGGUGCUGUUGGAGCAGGCGAUUUUUUAAUACUGCUUUCUAAGUUCUGGACAACUUUCCUGUCUUCAGAUACUUUUGUAGUAACUUUAUAUGAUUUUGUAAAUUGCUCUGAUUUGAACUGCAAUCCUGUUUUUACGGUAUUUACUGGAGUUUGGCCGGUUUCUUGUGCUCCUUUUGGUAGCAUUUCGGGGAAAACCUGUCAUCACCCAAACCCUACAAGGCAAAAAAGGAUCCCAACACGGACCCAGAGUCACCCAAGUAGCCUUGGAACAAUGUGGACUUUUCUUGGCAUUGCUACUUUCACCUAUUUUUAUAAGAAAUGCGGAGACUUCGUCUCCUUGGCCAACAAGGAGCUCCUGCUGUGCGUGCUGGUGUUCCUCUCGCUGGGCCUGGUGCUCUCGUACCGCUGUCGCUACCGAAACGGGACCUUUCUCGGGCGCCAGCAGAGCGGAUCCCAGUUUGCCGCCUUCUCGGAUAUUAUGUCAGCCUUGCCCUUCAUUGGCUUCUUCUGGGCCAAAUCCCCUCCUGGAUCAGAAAAUAAAGAGCAGCUUGGGUCUAGGAGGCGCAAAAAAGGAGCCAGUAUUUCAGAAACAGCCUUGAUAGGAGCAGCAGCCUCUGCAUCAACAUCUUCUCAAAAUGAUCCAGAAGUUAUCAUUGUGGGAUCUGGUGUCCUUGGCUCUGCUUUGGCAGCAGUCCUUUCCAGAGAUGGAAGAAAGGUGACAGUAAUUGAGAGAGAUUUAAAAGAGCCUGACAGGAUAGUUGGAGAAUUUCUGCAGCCAGGUGGUUAUCACGUCCUUAAAGACCUUGGACUUGAAGAUGCAGUAGAAGGUAUUGAUUCCCAGGUUGUACAUGGCUACAUGAUUCAUGAUCAAGAAAGCAAGUCAGAGGUUCAAAUUCCUUACCCUCUAUUGGAAAACAAUCAAGUGCAGAGCGGAAGAGCUUUCCAUCAUGGAAGAUUCAUCAUGAGUCUUCGGAAAGCAGCCAUGGCAGAGCCCAAUACAAAGUUUAUCGAGGGCAUUGUACUACAGUUAUUAGAAGAAGAUGAUGCUGUGGUGGGAGUUCAGUACAAAGAUAAAGAAACUGGAGACAUCAAGGAACUGCACGCUCCAUUGACUGUUGUUGCAGAUGGACUUUUUUCCAAGUUCAGGAAAAACCUGACCUCCAAUAAAGUUUCUGUUUCAUCUCAUUUUGUUGGCUUUCUUAUGAAGAAUGCACCACAAUUUAAGGCAAAUCAUGCUGAACUUAUUUUAGCUAACCCAAGCCCAGUUCUCAUCUACCAGAUUUCAUCUAAUGAAACUCGAGUACUUGUUGACAUUCGAGGAGAAAUGCCAAGGAAUUUAAGAGAAUACAUGGUUGAAAAAAUUUACCCACAAUUACCUGAUCACCUGAAAGAACCAUUCCUAGAAGCCACUCAGGAUUCUCGUUUGAGAGCUAUGCCAGCAAGCUUCCUUCCUUCUUCACCAGUAAACAAACAAGGGGUUCUUCUUUUGGGAGAUGCCUACAACAUGAGGCACCCUCUUACGGGGAGUGGGAUGACUGUUGUCUUUAAAGACAUUAAGCUGUGGAGAAACAUGCUAACUGGUAUUCCUGACCUUUAUGAUGAUGCCGCUGUUUUCCAGGCCAAAAAAUCAUUCUAUUGGACAAGAAAAAUGUCUCAUUCCUUUGUUGUGAAUAUCCUUGCUCAGGCUCUUUAUGAAUUAUUUUCUGCUCCAGAUGAUUCCCUGCAUCAACUAAGAAAAGCUUGUUUUCUUUAUUUCAAACUUGGUGGAGAAUGUGUUACUGGUCCCGUUGGGCUGCUUUCUGUAUUGUCUCCUAACCCUCUAGUUUUAAUUGGACACUUCUUUGCUGUUGCAGUCUAUGCCACAUAUUUUUGCUUUAAAUCAGAACCUUGGAUUACAAAACCCCGAGCCAUUUUCAGUAGUGGUAUUGUAUUGUACAAAGCAUGUUCUGUAAUACUUCCUCUAAUUUACUCAGAAAUGAAGUACUUGGUUUAUUAAAGAGGAACAGUUUGUGAAUCUGUAUUUGGAAUUCACCAAGUCCUGAGAGACUUUUGGAAAGCGUAUAUAUAGCAUAGUACUACACCACUUCUAAAGUGGAAACUCUUGGACUAAGAUUGGAAUUAAUUUGUUUUUGAAGUUAUUUGUACAUAAACAUGUAAACAUAUACUUUGAUUUGCAAAUUAAAAUGAAGGGCAAAGGAAAAUAACUGUUUAAAGGAAAUGACUGUUACCAUAAAUUAGUGCUAAUAGUGAGGACCUGCGGUUUAUCUUUUGAAAUUCAGUAGUUGGGAUGAGUCACUGUGGGUGUCACUUGAAUAAAAUGAAGAAUGGA